Osmerus eperlanus (European smelt) is the source of this 3395-nucleotide messenger RNA. It is a transcript of the gene plcd1b, whose product is annotated as phospholipase C, delta 1b. Bases 219 to 2486 code for a protein of 755 amino acids. The record is from RefSeq and is a predicted model, not a curated record. Gene Ontology annotation, biological process: release of sequestered calcium ion into cytosol; lipid metabolic process; phosphatidylinositol-mediated signaling. NCBI's taxonomy places the organism in Eukaryota, Metazoa, Chordata, Actinopteri, Osmeriformes, Osmeridae. Gene Ontology annotation, molecular function: phosphatidylinositol-4,5-bisphosphate phospholipase C activity; calcium ion binding. The transcript has 15 exons.
UAAACGAUUUUGCCCUAAAAGAGGCAGCACUUGUUUGGGUGUAACAAGUCCUGAACUGCGUUUCGCAUUUCAUAGGACAUUUAAGUACGCUGUUGAUUUCAAACAUUUGCAAUUGCUAUGACGCCUUUGUGCGUGUUGUGACCUUUCAGCGUGAAAAGGGACAUUUAUCCAAGAGUUAUUUGACAGUGAAUAGCGUGAAAACGAGACAUUUCUACAGAAUGGAAUCCAAUGGAAGUGGCUGUAAACAUGGGUUGGAAGGAGAUCCCGACCUCCAGUUCCUACUUGUAGGAGGAGACCUUCUGAAAGUGCGGUCCCCCUCCUGGAAGAAGACCCGCUUCUUCAAGCUACAGGAGGAUUGCAUGACUAUGUGGCACGAAUCCAAAAAGACCUUUAAGUCAAACCAGACAUUUUCCAUGGAUGACAUCAUGGCAGUGCGAGCUGGCCGCCAGUCGGAAGGUUUCAUGAAGUACACCGAGGAUAAGGUUGAUAAACGCUGCUUCUCCAUCAUCUUUAAAAGUAAUCGUAAGAACCUGGACCUGAUGGCCAGCUCAGAGGAGGAGGCCAAGCAGUGGGUCACCAGUCUGGAGAAGCUCAUCAACAACAUAGGCAACCUCAGUAGCCAGCAGAAUUCUGAGCAUUGGAUCUUCAAUUCUAUGAGAAAAGCAGACAAGAAUCUUGACAACAAGCUGAACCUGAAAGAGCUAAAGGACUUCCUGCACCAUAUCAACAUAGAGGUGGAUGACCGCUAUGCAGGGACAAUCUUCCAGAAAUGUGACACAUCCAAAACUGGCCAUCUUGAGGGGGAGGAGAUUACACAAUUCUACAAAUUUAUGACCCAUCGGGAAGAGAUAGAUGUGAUCUACGGGGAAUACGCCAAAACCUCUGGCUUUAUGAAUGCUGAAAACCUUCUGGAGUUCCUGCUUAAGGAACAGAGGGAAGAAGUGUCACUCACGAAUGCACAGAAACUCAUUGAGAAGUAUGAGUUGGAUGAAAACGCCAAAAAAAAGCAGAUGAUGACCAAAGAUGGCUUCCUGAUGUACCUGCACCGCACAGAGGGAAUGAUCCUCAAGCCUGCUCACAAGGAGGUGUACCAGGAUAUGACUCAGCCCUUUAACCACUACUUCAUUUCUUCAUCCCACAACACUUACCUGAUGGAGGACCAGCUUAAAGGCCCCAGCAGCACAGAGGCCUAUAUCAGGGCCCUCAUCAAGGGCUGCCGCUGUGUGGAGCUAGACUGCUGGGAUGGCUCUGAUGGAGAGCCUGUCAUCUACCAUGGCUACACUCUCACCUCCAAGAUCCUCUUCAAAGACACCAUCAAAGCAAUUAAGGAGUACGCCUUCAAGACCUCUCAGUACCCUGUCAUCCUGUCCCUGGAAAACCACUGUAGUGUUGAACAGCAGAAGAUCAUGGCUCAUCACUUGAGCUCCAUCCUGGGCAGUGCCUUGAUUACCAAGCCCCUGGGAGACAAGAUGCCUACUCACUUCCCCUCCCCAGAGGAACUGAAAGGAAAGAUCUUGAUCAAAGGAAAACGGCUAAAUAAACUUGAGGCCUGCUUUACCCAAGGGGCACCAUUAGAGGUAAAGACAGACCUUCUGACAGAAGAAGAGGACGAUGAAGAUGAUGAAGAGAAUAAGGGAGAGAAGAAGAAAAGCAAGAAGGGAAAAAAGAUAAAGCUAGCAAAUGAGCUGUCGAACAUGGUGGUCUACUGCAAGAGUGUGCACUUCCAGAGCUUUGAAGAUUCUAAAGCUCACCAAGGGUUCUACGAGAUGGCCUCUUUCAAGGAGGGGAUAGCUGUGAGACUUGCAGAGGAGUCAGCGAAUAACUACGUCCGUCACAAUGUGGAUAAGCUAAGCCGUAUCUACCCAGCAGGGUCCAGGACAGACUCCUCUAACUACAACCCUGUUCCAUUGUGGAAUGCAGGCUGCCAGAUUGUGGCCCUCAACUUCCAGACCCCUGAUAAAGAUAUGAAUGUGAACCAAGGGAAAUUCCAGACCAAUGGUAAGAGUGGGUACAUUCUGAAGCCGUCGUUCCUGAGAGACCAGGCUUCCAUGUUCAACCCCCUCACUCUAACCAAAGGAGAGUGGCUGCAACACAAAACCCUCCACAUCAUGGUCAUCUCUGCCCAGCAACUUCCCAAAAUAAACCAGAAAAAGACUUCCAUCGUGGACCCUCUAGUCAGGGUGGAGGUGUACGGCGUCCCAGCUGACGUGGCACAGAAAGAAACCAAGCACAUUGACAACAACGGUUUUAACCCACAAUGGAAUGAGAACUUCAAAUUUAAUGUGCACGUGCCAGAGCUUGCGAUGGUGCGCUUUGUUAUUGAGGACUAUGACUCCAAAUCGUACAAUGAUUUUGUUGCGCAGUACACCCUGCCAUUGACCAGUUUACAGUUGGGAUACAGACAAGUGCCUCUGCUGAACAAGAAUGGAGACGUCCUAUCCUCUGCUGGACUCUUUGUGCAUGUGAUGGUCAUGGACGCUAACUAAGUUGCUGGCUUGUAAAUGGCCUCAUCUCCACGGUGUGCCCAAGACAUUCUUCUACCUCUCUACUAUCACUCAGGACUACAGAUGAAACUUUAGUGGCUUUGGCAUUUUUAUUGACUUUUAUUUUUUAGCUCUUCAAAUAUUAACUUAGAAUCUAUACUAAUUUUUAAACACUACGUAUUUUUUUUAAACUUUUUUCUUGGGCCACUGUUUUUGUAUUUCAAUUGAGAUCAGGAAAAAUAAUAUGCAUGUAUGUAUUAAGAGUACUUGAUCAAAUGUUUAUGAACAAUGCUCAAAUGGUUAGUCAUAAUGUUGCGGUUUCAAUAUAUUAUAAUUGUUUUAACUGACAGAUGUCCAGAAUUUCCUUGAGGAAUUUUAUACUGUUUAUUUAAGUGCUUUUUAUUCAAAUCCUUGUUUUAUAAAUUUCACAAUCACUUCAAUAAGCAUAACUUCAGAUUGUAUGUCCUCAAUCAGGAUUGACAUUGAUCAUUUACUUUACCCAAGACUGUAUACGGUCGUGGCCAUAAGUUUUGGCAAUGACAAAUGUUGUGUUUUGCAAAGUUUGCUGGUUCAGUAUUUGAGGAAAAUGUUUUCACAUGUUUCUAUAGAAUACUGGAAUACAAUAAGGCACAUUUCAUGUUUGCUUUUUUGGGGUGAACAUUUUUAAUAUAUGCAAAUAGUCCCCUCUUUUACAGCAGCCAAUCUGCUCUUAAAAUCCAAUCAGAAUGAUAGUGAUUUCACCUGGCUAAAACUAGUUCACACUUUCCCCUGUGCUGAUAUGACUAACUGAAAUUAUGUUAGCAGUCAUUUUAAAGCCCAGCAAGCUUUGCAAACACAACAUUUCACCCCAACACUUUUGGCCACGGCUAUACUUUCUGGAAUCCACAAUCUGAUAAACAGAGCACACAAACA